Zootoca vivipara (common lizard) is the source of this 11811-nucleotide messenger RNA. RefSeq names its product RING1 and YY1 binding protein (gene RYBP). The record is from RefSeq and is a predicted model, not a curated record. Gene Ontology annotation, biological process: positive regulation of DNA-templated transcription. NCBI's taxonomy places the organism in Eukaryota, Metazoa, Chordata, Lepidosauria, Squamata, Lacertidae. Gene Ontology annotation, cellular component: nucleus. Gene Ontology annotation, molecular function: DNA binding; transcription coregulator activity.
UUGGGUUGUGGGGUGUGGGGGGGUGUGGGGAGAGAAGAGAAGCUGCACGUUCCCCUUCCCUCGCCCCAGCGGAGCCCAAGGCCGGGCUGCCCGGAUUGGCCGCGGAGGGCCGCCAGCUCCGCCCGCUGUAGCCGUGCUCGCCUUGGCUGGGAGGAGGAGGAGCAGUGGCAGCAGCGGCGGGGGGAAGAGAGGCCGAGGAGCCGAGGCUGCGCUCCGCGCGCUGCCUAGUCUGGAGCGGGGGAGCCUGGCAGCGUCAGGAGCGGCGGCGGUUCAGGAGCAGCGGCGGCAGCAGCAGCAGCAGCAGGAGCAGCCCGGAUCCUGCUGGUCUUGAGGAGGAGCCAGCCCUGCGAACCCUCUGCUCCUUGCGCGCGAGGCAGAAGAGGGGGCCACCCCCCCCGCCGGCGCCCCAACCGAUCCAUGACCAUGGGCGACAAGAAGAGCCCGACCAGGCCAAAAAGGCAAGCAAAACCUGCAGCGGAUGAAGGUUUUUGGGAUUGUAGUGUCUGCACCUUUAGGAACAGUGCUGAAGCCUUUAAAUGCAGCAUAUGUGAUGUCAGGAAAGGCACCUCUACAAGGAAACCUAGGAUAAAUUCUCAGCUUGUGGCACAACAAGUUGCUCAGCAAUAUGCUACACCACCACCUCCUAAAAAGGAGAAGAAAGAGAAGGUGGAAAAGCAGGAAGAGAAAAAACCAGAAAAAGAAAAAGAAAAAGAAAUUAGUCAAAGUGUUAUAAAGAAGAGUACCAGCAAGAAGACCAAGCCAAAGUCCGAUAUUGUGAAAGAUCCCCCAAGUGAAGCAAACAGUAUACAGUCUGGGAAUAUGACAACAAAGACCAGUGACUCAAAUCAUACCUCAAGGCCCAGACUGAAAAAUGUGGACAGAAGUACCGCUCAGCAGCUGGCAGUCACAGUGGGAAACGUCACAGUAAUUAUCACAGACUUUAAAGAAAAGACUCGUUCCUCCUCCACAUCUUCAUCGACAGUGACCUCCAGUGCAGGAUCAGAACAGCAGAAUCAGAGCAGCUCAGGCUCAGAGAGCACAGACAAGGGCUCGUCCCGCUCCUCCACGCCAAAGGGCGACCUGUCCGUAGUCAACGAUGAAACCUUCUGAGAAUUGCACAUGGAAUUGUGGGGAACUCAAUGAAAUCAGGGUAUGAAAUUCUAAUAUUCCAUCUGUCCACUAGGCUAUGGUCCUGGGAAAGCUGCCAAUGCCACUUUUUCUCUUCCUCUUCCUGUGCUUCAACGUACUUUAUGGACACCGUCCCCUUAAACUGAUGAUACCAGGAUUGUUUGAGAAGGCUAUGGGGCAUCUGGCCACCGAUGAAUUUCGCACCCUGACAAUUACUUUUUGACACUUACGUAUUCCAUUGUUUUAUAUGAUUUUCCUAACAAUCAUUUAUAAUUGGAUGUGCUCCUGACUCUACUUUUUUAUAAAUCUGCUGUGCACAGUCCCCCCCUCCCCCAUGAACAUUGCAAGCUUUUUUUUGUUUGUUUUUGUUUUGGGUGAGGGGAUGUGAUGCAGGUGGGAAGGGAGGGCUGCAGGAGGAUUUUUAUUUAUUUUAUUCACAAACUACAUCCUCUCAUUCUUCUCCCCCACCCCCACCCCAGCAUAUCUUGUUGAGUUCAGUUCUCCCUAUUCUUCCAGUUAUACUGUGUACUAUCAGUUUUGAUAUAAAUUAUAUAUAAAUAUAUAUAUAAAUAAAUAUAUAUAUAUAUAUAAAUAAAAAAUAUAUAUAGGGUUAUUUGAAACCAAUACAUGGAAACGCUGGUGCUUGGAAACACUGUGAAGUGAAACAAUUUAAGAUCUGGGACGGUGAGUGCCCUUUGGAAAGUGCUGAAACAAAACCGGAACCAGUUUUAGAUUAACAGAGUGUUCCUGGAGGUUCAAAUGGAGGUAGGACCUGGCUUUCUUCUUGUGCUUUGGCUGAAGAGUACUGGACAAAGAUAGAUGUCUAUUUUCUUAUUUUCUGUUCCUUUUUUAAAAAUCCAAACGGUGCUCCAGGUAACUUGCAUUCCCAGUAGGAUGUCUACAAAACAAUAAAAUUCCAGCCUUUUCCUACAGUAGCGUACAAAUUUUAAAAACUGCAGUCUACACUGUUUUCAGAAUACCUAGUAUUAAUGUACAUGAUGGCUGCACAUUAACGUUGCCUAGUUCUUGCAUAACUGAUCUCACUUUAACUGUUUCACAACUUUUUAUCUAGCCAUUGUCCAGAUCUGUAUCGGUUAUGGGGGGUAACAUUGAAUAUCUACGGGGCAGGGGAUAUCUGCUAGCAUUUGUGAUUUAAGGCAGCCAACAGCCUAAUAUUGAGGGUGCCACCCUUGCCCCUGCUAUCAUAACCAGGCCACUAUGCCACACAGCUUAUUCUCGAUGCAAAUAUUUUAUGUCUGACUCUGCUCUUUCAUUUCUAAUUAAUUCAUUGUGUAUCCUGAGAGAUCUCUUUUUAAAAACAACAACAACAGUCGUUGGGUUUAUUGGUGUUUAAACAUGUCUAGAUAAAAUAAACUGCUAUGGGAGCUAAAGUUGAGAAGAACUUGCAAUAUUGGCAAGCUAGGAGCAGAAUGGCCAAAUAGCUUCUUAUUCUUUCUAGAAAGGUUUUUCUGUGUGUAAGCUGCUUUCCAGUUUCAGAUUGUGUUGCCGUUUUUUCCUUGCUCACAUGUUACCCUGCUUAAAACACUAGAAUGAAGUGAUGGAACACUGUUUUAGAAAAUUCAUUGUGUGUGUGCUUUUUUAGGCGACCCGGAGUGCUUUGCUGUAAUUUCAGUAGCCCCUUUUCCAAUUAUCAAAAUGGAUAUCCGGUGGGCCACUUGGCAGAACUUGGUGCUAGAAAAAUUGCUGUGCUAAUUUCUUGCUUGAAAUAUAUAAAUUAUUUCUGUUGUAUAGAGUUGCAUUUUUAUCAGAUUAGUUUUAAGUACCAACAAACACAAGCUCCUCUCAUAUCAAUCUUAAAGUUUAACCUAUGCUUAACUGAAUAAAAGCCGCUCUGCUCAAAAGAGGUAAGAUUAGCAGAGCAGUGCCUUUGCAGCUGCAGUUCAAUUCUGAACAUGGUGGGUUUCUCACUGUUCAUAUAUCGAAUUAUUCUUUUUUGAACUCUUACUCUUAAAAGUAUUUAUUAAAAAGAAAAAAAGAAACAAGAACCAAAGGAAAACCAGAUGAUUCUCGUAAGCUCUGAAAUACAAUAGGUGUAGUUUUUAAUAGUCCACAUCGAUCCACAUUUUUUAGUAUUGGUAUGAUAUUGUAAAGACAUUCCUUUUCCAAGUUUUCCUAUUCCUUUAAAGGAUCUCAGGGAGGUAAAUUGGUCAGCCAUAAUUUAUUUUUGGAGAAAGAAAAAAUAAUAAUUUUUAAAGAGAUGUUUUGAACUUAAGUCCCAGAUGUGUGUAUUUUGCACAGCUUUUUUAAAAAUGAACAAACCAGAAAGAAUUAGGCCUAUAUGCAUUUGGCCCCUUCCCAGCAUAAACCUGAUCUAUGGGCAAUGGGAGUGCAUCUUCAGUGGCUUCCUAGAAUAAGGCCUUUGGAGUAGAAAAAAACUGUGUGUGUUGAAUAAAAUUGCUUAAUAUGGUGAGCACCACCCACCAAGUGCUGCUACUCCAGUCAUUUUAGUGCGGCUUUUUGUGGGCCGUCAUUCAAAUAGUCCAUAGCAGCAGGAGUUGGUGGGUUCUGCCUGGUGGAAUAUGCCCUUUAGGUUAGGUAACAAAAGCUUUAACAGUAACAAACUGCUUAUUGGCUUACCAAUUCAAUUAAAUCCUCUUUGGGUUUUCUUUAGUUUUCUCCCUUUUAAAAAUAAAAUAAAAUAAAAUAAUGUGCCUCUGGCAUAUUAGCCUGUUAGAAUAAAGUAUGCAAAUCUAUCUUUGGCACAAGUGGUGUGACUGAAACUGCAUUUGGCUGAAAUUGUCAGCUUAAGCAUUCAAACUUUUUUGGGGGCCGCAUUUUUAGCUGUUGCGUUGCGAACUCUGCAACAGAUAACAACAACCCCUCCCUUUUCUUUUAAAGAAAAGCAUGUUUAAAAAUGGAAUUUCCUUCACUUUUCUGCAUUUCAGUUAACCAUACAGUAGUUUUGAGAGCAUGUUUUUAAAAUACUAGUGUAGAAGAAAGGCCAGAAACGCUUGGUAGCAAGUGGCACAGAAAGCAGGCGAGGACAAAGCACAGUGUUAACAUUUGCAAGUUUCAAUUUUUACACUUUAUAUAUACACACAGACACACACACACACACACACACACACACACGUACGUGCACACCACACGCACAACAGCUUGCUUGGCUUGCUCAGUUUGAAAUAGUCAUGCAAAGAGAACAAUUAGAAUAAGAAGAAAACCAAUUGGAUAGACAGUUUUAAUUGAAAAUCUUUUGAUUGUUAAAAAAUCAGUUAGAUUUAAAAAUUGGGCAGUAGUUGUAUUCAUUGAGACACUUCCAUCUGCCUUAUCAGUACCAUUUUCAGUCUACUUUUUUAAAAAAACGACAACAACCGUAAACGUAAAUUAUUGAAAAUUUAUUACUUGCUGACUAUAAUAACCUUUGCUUGUAUGUAACCGAAAAAAAAUGGUUUUAAGAGCCAACAUUUAGAAUAUGACAAUGGAGCUGAACAGUUUUUAAUGCGCAAGCAGUUCUGUUCUUGUGUAUGACUUGUAACCUUAAUUUACUGUGUAAAGAUGGUUACAUUAUUUCUUUAGCUUUGUUUGUUUGGAGACAAAUAGAGAAUGCUUGUUUAAGUAUGUCAAUACAUAAUUUUAUCUUGUGGAUUUUUACGUUAAUGUAUUAUACGAGCUAUAUUUUUCAUUUGCCCAGAAAGACAGCUUGUAUAACGCUUUUGAAAGUUUUCUGCUCUGUAAAGUCUUUAGAGCUGACAGUCCUGUUAAGUUUGUUUAAUCUUCAUGCUAAAAGUGUCAAUGGUGGUUUUGUGAACUGGUCAGAAAAAUUCACAGGUCUUAAAUGUUUUCGGAAAAUUUAUAUUGGACACUGCUCUUUGUCUAGCAAAUAAAAGAUGUUAAUAUAUUCCUGUUACCGGCAUGUGCACGACUGUUAUUAGAAGCCACUUUAUCAUUUUCCUGCUUUAAAUAGAAAUGUCUAUUUAUGAAUUCUGCUUGUAGUUUUUUCACAAAUAAAAUAGUAACAUUUAAUUAAACCUGCAUUUCUAUUCUUUGGUGUUGAGGAAAGGACUAGUCAGUUUGCUGGGCUAGCAUUUUUCUAGACCAUGUUUGAUUUUUGGUAUUGCUUAAUUGACUUUGUUUGCUUGCAAAAAAAGUGUAUAUUUAUUGAUAUUUCAAUUAAGCAAAUCUGUGUAGACAGCUGAUCUUGUUAGACUGGAUCGUGUGUCAUGCUUAGUGAAACUAUGUUUUAGUGUGAACACAUAAGCUUGUGAACUACUAGGGCAGGGGUAGGCAACCUAAGGCCCGUGGGCCGGAUGCGGCCCAACCGUCUUCUAAAUCUGGCCCGCGGAUGGUCCAGGAAUCAGCAUGUUUUUACAUGAGUAGAAUGUGUGCUUUUAUUAAAAAUGCAUCUCUGGGUUAUUUACGGGGCAUAGGAAUUCGUUAAUCCCCCCCCCCAAAAAAUAUAGUCCGGCCCACCACAUGGUGUGAGGGACGGUGGACCGGCCCAUGGCUGAAAAAGGUUGCUGACCCCUGUACUAGGGUGUAGAAGGUUUCCUGCACUGUACUGAAUUAAGCCACAGCUGGGCUUAGUUUGCUGGAUGAUGGCUGUUAUGCCAACCAAGGCUCAUGGUUCUGCACUCUCCAGACUUACCACAAGUUGUGAUGGAAGGAUUAUUUAUGAUUUUUGGCCCAUUCUUAGUCUGGAAAGAGCUACACCAUGAGCCCUGGUUCAGUCUUAUUUGCUAAGCCAAGUGCGGCUUAGUAUGAUGCAAUGGCAAAAGGACCCAGGAGAAGAGAAGCAAGAUGGUUGUGCUCUCUGUCCUGUGAGUUCACAUGUUUGUGCUAAGCCUUGGUUUAGCUUAGCCUGAUGUCCAAACCAGGUGACUUUGUUUUUUGUACUUAAUCCUACGAGUGACAGUCUGUCUUCAGAAUCCCAAAGACAGUUAGAUAGCUGAUCAGGUCCAGUGCCAAGGGCCUUCUGGCGGUUCCCUCGCUACAAGAAGCUUAGGUUACAGGGAACAAGGCAGAGGGCCUUCUCGGUAGUGGCACCCGCCCUGUGGAACGCCCUCCCACCAGAUGUCAAGGAGAAAAACAACUACCAGACUUUUAAGAGACAUCUGAAGGCAGCCCUGUUUAGGGAAGCUUUUAAUGUUUAAUAGAUCAUUGUAUUUUAAUGUCUUGUUGGAAGCCGCCCAGAGUGGCUGGGGAAACCCAGCCAGAUGGGCGGAGUAUAAAUAAUAAUUUAUUAUUAUUAUUAUUAUUAUUAUUAUUAUUAGAAACGUUUUAAGGUGGCAUCAUGAUACACUGACAGUUUCGUUCUCUGAAAUACUGCUUUGUGACCAUGUAGUUCAUCAGUUUGUUUGUUUUUAAUUCUUUGUGCUUUUCUGGCUCUUUCAAGUAGUGGAAACGGGUUUAAAGAGCAGCAGUAAAAGGUAGCUUUAAACACUAGUGACUGGAAGAGCAAAGCCACAUAUUGGUUAGGCAAAUUUUUCCUGCCCUUUAGUACCUGUCAAGGGUGGCAAUUCAACCUUUCUGUUGAAAGGGAAUUGCUAUGUCUCCAUUCAGUAAUAGAGUUGUGUUAUCUUUUCAGCAACCAGAGUUUGAGUGUGGGUAUAGAGUACUAAUAUGAUAUAUCUGAAUCUGACAUGCAAUACAACUCUCCAUGUCAUGUGGCAAGUUUAUGAAAGUGACCAGCAGCACAAUCCUAUACAAGUGUAUCAUAGAAUUGUAGAGCUGGAAGGGGUUACAAGGGCCAUCUAGCCCAGCUCCCUUCAGUGCAGCAAUCUUUUGCCCAACGUGGGGCUCAUGCUCUACUGACUGAGCUAUCCCAUUGAGGAACAUGCUCCUAUUUAAGAGGAAUCACCCAUAGUUCGGUCUUUCUAUAUGGGCUAAGGCAGGCAUAGGCAAACUUGGCUCUCCAGAAGUUUUGGGACUACAAUUCCCAUCAUCCCUGACCACUGGUCCUGUUAGCUAGAGAUCAUAGGAGAUGUAGUCCCAAAACAUCUGGAGGGCAGAGUUUGCCUAUGCCUGGGCUAAGGUAACCAGUUACAUGUAAAUUACUGCUGGGUAAAAAUGGUUGUCUGAAUCCAACCUGAACCUGCUUUUUUAUAGAGAAAAGCCACGGAACCAGGGCUGCUCUCCCAGGCUACAUAACCCAGGCAGACUUUAAUCAUUACAACUGGUUAUCAAGUGUGACUUUGAGUCAGGAGCAAGGAGCCAAUGUUAACUAAUUAGUCUUUGCCUCAUUUAUAGGAAAGGACAAUUGUCAAAAAGUUCACAAUCUGUUAUAAAGCUUCAGCUGAUAAUAUCCAUAAAACUACUAACUCAAGAUUCUACAGUGGGUGAGAACCAGCGUACAUAGAAAUUGCUUCAAAGAGCUGUAGAGGCAAUGCUUAAAGGAGCAGUGUAAGCCAUUACAUGCUUUAAUCUCAGUUGGAAGCUUGUCAAAAUUUGUGCCAAGAAUAAGGAGCUAGCUAUUCCUCUAGGGAGCCCAAAGCACAUGUUAGACACAUCCUGGAACACGCCUUACACAGAUGACAGGAAAGAAAGGGAACAAUUUGUAUUAAAUGAGCAAGAUCUUAGUAAUACGUUUUUUCUUGAGAUCAUAGGUUCUCGCAAACUUUUAUUGCACACAUGGUAACUCCCACCUGGCUUUGUUAUACAGUGGUACCUCGGGUUAAGAACUUAAUUCGUUCUGGAGGUCCGUUUUUAACCUGAAACUGUUCAUAACCUGAGGUACCACUUUAGCUAAUGGGGCCUCCUGCUGCCACCACGCGAUUUCUGUUCUCAUUCUGAAGCAAAGUUCUUAACCCGAGGUACUAUUUCUGGGUUAGCAGAGUCUGUAACCUGAAGUGUCUGUAACCUGAAGCGUCUGUAACCCGAGGUACCACUGUAUAUUUUUUAGCUGGGAAGCAAUGGCAGGCAAAGUGACUUCUAGAUGAAAGUUAUUGCUCCCAUUGCAGCAAAUGUGUGUUCAUAUUUGUGUGUCACAUGGACUGCCUAGAAAGGGAUAGGAAACCUAUGGCCCUCCAGAUGUUACAGUUCCCAUCAUCCUUCACAGUUCGCCUUGCUGACUGGGACUGAUUGGAGUUGGAGUCCAGCAGCAUUCGGAGAGCCAGAGGUUCCCCACUCCCAGUCUAGCUUCUUAGUGGAAGAUUGGUUUCUGUAGGAACUGCAGGCUUUGGAAUUGCUCUCCAAACUAAGAGGGUCACAACCCCAGUUAUUCUCUGUGACUUCAUAACUGUGUGUAUAUGCAAUGUUUUGCCUUUCCAACCCUACAGACAUAUUUUUGGGGCAGGGCACUAAAAUAGCCAGUUUUCUAAAAUUAUUGCCCCAUAAAUUCUUCUAAAUGGAACAAUUCUAACUAGUCCUACAAUCCCUUCAAAAAUGGGCAACUACAUUUUGGAUGAACUUGGUGAUUUUGAUUACGGUAUCUGUUGAUAUUUACAGAUCUCCUAUAUGUCCAUUAAAGUUAGGUAUUGAAAAUUGUGUGGAUGGGCUGUGACCCACAGAGUCACCAUAGAUUUCCAGUUUAGCUUCUUGCCGUGAACAACUUGCUCGUCUGUUCAUUCAAAGGAUUAUAAAUGCAGCCCCCAACUGUAUUUUGAAGAAGCAUGCCCAUAGAUUUCCUGAAAAUGAAAACACUCCCAAGAGAUGCUUAACAAAAUGAUCCGGUCAGCAUAGCCAAGGAACAGAAAAUCCUGAUCAUUCUGCAAGUGCCAUGCUUGCUUGGCCUUCAUUUCCUCCUGCAGGCAGGUGAGUCACAAAUAUCUGAAGCGUGUAAUGUGACAGAUUUCACUAAAGUACUAUGAAAUUCCCUGUGUAAUACACAUUUGUGUGCCACACAACCGGUAGCAUUUGGGAAGUAUUAAUUGGCUGCAGCUACCGGAGCUGGCUGGGAUGUUGAGACAGGAAAACUGCAAACUCGUGGAAUCCCAAGUUUACGCCAGACAAAGCUAGAAGGCAAAAAAAGUGGUUAGUUUUUUAUUUGACUUUGAAAAUGCAGUUCAUUCUGAAGAAAAGUUCCUGUUACAGAGCUGAAAAUGCCCAUACCCUUAUUGAAGGGUGGGGUUAAUUUAAAAUGUGUUGCUGUUGUUCCAUGUUCUUCACAUUGCCUACUGAGAGAGAUGGUUGUGCGGUCAACCAUUUUAAUUCCUUUAGAGGAGUGCACUCAAUUGGCUCCAUGUAAACGUGGCUGAAACAACUUCCCUUCUUAAUUUUACAACUGUCCAAUGCUGGGGGUGGGAGAAAUAUCUGUAUUGCACUGCACGUAACAGUGAAGUUUGUAACCUCUGUUCACUGAGCUGGGGUGACGGCGGAAGGAUGUUCACAAACAUUUCAAUGACUCGGAUAAGGAAUGUUUGACAACGGCUCCUUCACAGAAGCUAGAUUGCCAUUUAUCUGAGCCCUAGGGACAGAAGUAGCAUUGUGGGGAGGGGAUGCCAAGGAAGAAAUCUGAGAGAGAGAGAGAACGCUGAUAUAUUGAUGCUAGAAGCCUCAGAACCAAGAUGGGUGAGCAGGAGUACCUGGUUUUAAAGGGAGCAAAACUUCCAGACACCCUUGGGAUUUCAGGAAACAAGUACUUUGUAGAGUCACGAAGAAAAGCAAGAUAAGUAAAUCGCUCCAAAAGUUUGCAAGAGUUACAGGAAUAGGCUUAUGAAGAAAGUAGAAAGGUAGAAGAGGUUUUCAGGACUGAGACUCUGUGCCAGUGGAGCUGCUAUCAAGUUUAAACUGGCUGUGCUGGUGUGCCUUAAAAGUUAUAUAGCAUUCGAUGGGGUUCUGACCAUUGUAGCACCUGCUUUCUCUCCAACACUGGAAUCCAACACUAAAGAAACCAUGAGUAAAGAAGUGGUGUUUAGCUGCGUUUAAGCACCUGUAAGCAAUCCCAGUGUUUUUUUUCUAUAGCUGUUUUUAGCACUUCAUUUCUACUUACCCCACUGUAAGUAUCAUUUUGCCUUACUUGUUUUCAUGGGCAAGUUGAAUAACUUAAGGCGAAUGGUGUUCUGCUGUUUUUCCGUACGUUUUUCCAUUUUCUGCUGGCAUUGUUUCCUGUAAAGAGGUGCGUAGCCUCUGUCGCUGUUUUAUUCCUAAACACCAAGGGAAGGACAUAAGGAGAGCCUGCUGGAUCAGGCCAGUGACCCACCUAGUCCUGCACUCUGAGCUCAUAAGGCACUGUGGAAGUCAAGACAGCAGAACUCUGCUGAAAGGGCGCAGACAACUGAGGGUCUUUACAAACUCUGUUCAGGGGGCCAUGCCAAACGUCUGUUCAUUUCAGGGAUGUUUUGCGCAAAACAUAACCCCACAGGACUGUGCUUGGAUGUUGUAAUCCAAGAACUGGUCAUCUGACUUGUAGAACUUGAAAGAGGAGUCACUGUCAAGAUGGCAACAUGCCCCUCCCCCCAAAAAAACCCAUUUGGAUUUCAGAAUAAUUGGGAGCAGAUAAGAUUUCAUCCCACCCUUGGCUGAAUGAGAGAAUGUGGGAGAGUUGGAGGUGGUUGGCCCCCAUGAUAGGAAAGGGAAGCUGUGAAAAGGCCAUGGUCUCAUGUUCUGCGUUGUUGGGGAGUUACAUUGUUCCUUAUUUCACAAUUAUGUACCUGAACUGUAAAACAAGAUUUAAAAAAAGCAGUUUCCUGGCAAGUGCAAUUCUUUAAAUCCGGGGCCAGCAAAUCUUCUUAGCAGCGGGGCGGUCCACUGUCCCUCAGAUCUUGUGGCGGGCUGGAGAAGUGACACGGGGGGAGGGGGCAAGUAGUCCUCUCCAGCCCCAGCCACUGCGUUUACCUUCCCAGGGGCUGCCACCACCGCCGCUGCCGCUGCUGCUGCUGCUUGUGCGUAGGCAGAACAAGCUUGUCCGCUCCGCUCUCUGGCCCACAGGAGCACCAGGGAUGGGGACAGGAGGAAGAGGCUGAGUGGCAACUGCUCUGCCGGCGACGGGAGGAAGAGGCCAAGCGGUGGCAGCUCUGCCAAUCAAACGCUGCAUCUGCUUUACCUCAACACAGUGUGGGGACGUCUCUGCCAAUCAGACACCGCUGAGGUAAACCAGGUGUGGCAUUUGAGUGGCAGAGCCGCCGUCGCUCAGCCUCUUCCUCCCGUUGCCAUCGCCGGAAGUCUCAGCUUCGCGGCGGAUUCCGGCUUCGCGGUGUGGCCAGAUUUAGGACCCAGGUGGGCCUGAUCCGGCCCCGGGGGCAGUAGUUUGCCGACCCCUGCUUUAAAUGGUGGUAAGAGAUUGCCAGAACUGCUUCUCUAGAUGGGGUUGGUUAUGCUCAAUCUGGAGGCAUGAAGCUGACAUUUUGUGAGCUGCAGCUCUGAAGGAAGCUUGUGAGACCUGGUUUCUUUUUCACCUGGCCGUUACCUGCAGCCAUAGCAUUGGUGUGCUCAUCGUUCCAGUUCAGCAUGCUCUGCCAAUGGACUCUUCUGAUGUCACCCAGUUGGCAUCAAUGCUAGUUUAGUGUGGUCUCCUCACACGCCACUCAUGUAAUGUGUGAAGCCUAAUGCUAGUACAGGAAAGGCUUCUUACUUGGCUACUCACACAAGCAUAAUCCCAGGUCCCACUGAGUGAAUAAUUUGUGGGUUGGUUGGAUCCAGAACUUCCUUCAGAAGAGAGAACUUAGGCACUUGUUUGCAUGAAAAGGUUACACUUCUUCAUUUGUAACUGAACUGUAAAACAAGAUUUUAAAAAAGCAGUUUCCUGGCAAGUGCAAUUCUUUAAAUCCGGGGUCGGCAGAAGUACUG